CGGUCCGCGAUUUGCCCGUGUUCUUCUGGUACAAGGUCCACCAGAGGCCGCUCUGCCAGGAUCGGUGGGGUCCCAAGCCCCGGGGUGGGCGCUGGAGCGGUGCCCGCUGCGUGGCUGCACGGCUCGUAGCCGUCGGGGGCGCCCGGGGUGGGGGAUCGCGGCCGGCGCGUGGCGGGCGGGGCGCGGGCGGCGCGGGGCGGAGCCUGCCGCGGGCGGCGCUGUCCCCAGGCUCCCAGCCGCGGUGGCCGCCGUGGAAGGGCAGCUGGAGAGAGCGGGCGCAGAGAAGUCACACAGUGAAAUUGGAAAACAUACGGGACCUCCCUGCAAGCCGGCGCCGCCCGCUUCCUCCCCGAGGGGCUUCGAGAGGAUGCGACCCGACGCCUGCACUCCGGGAACGCAGGGCUAGGGUGUCCGGGAGGGAUGCGGGUGCCCAGCCAUUUUGGCUGCGAAUUGGAAGAAAAAAUAAAAAGAAGAAAACUAGCUGUCCAUGAACUAAGUCGCCCUGAGCCAGUGCCUCGUGGGUGCUGGCACCCACAGGGAGCUUAAGUCACCACCAUUCGCCCACUUAGCUUAUCCCUUGGACAAGAAAGGGCCUGUGGUAGCCCAGACUCCCUGGCCGUCUAUAAGGAGCUUUAGCUAAGAGGGGAAGAAAGAGGCCGGAGGCAGCCUGCCUCCUCUAGGUCCUAGAGCUCUGGAGAAAGAAUGUCCUGGUCCAGCUGCCUACGCACUGUCCCUCCUCGAGGCUUCUGCAGGAGCUAAGCCAUCUUGGGCCAUAGGGAGGGACCCGACUGAACUGGAAGGCUGAGAACACCCUCCGUGCCCAGAUGCCAGAGUAGCUACCCUGUCCCCUGCUCCCCAGCCCAGGGGCAGUCAAGGGAAGAGCAAUGGAGACCUGCUUGGGCAGGUAAGAGCAAGGGCUGUCAGUGCAGAGACUGCUCUGUCUCUAAUAGUCAGGGAAGGGGCUGGGCAGUUGCCUCAGACGCCUUAAACUCGGGAGGCAGAGGCAGGUGGAGCUGUGUGAGUUCAAGACCAGCCUGGUCCACAGAGCUAGUUCGGGGACAACCAGGGCAACACAGAAAAACCCUGUCUUGAAAGACCAAAAAAGAAGAGAAAAAAAGAAGGUAGAGAUUGUUAGAAGGGGCCUGGUCCGUAACAAGGGACUUCUACUUCCUGAAAAGUUGGCAACCAGGAUGUGGGGAGCCUGGGUGGGGGUGGGUAAUGUCGUAACACUCCUGGCUCCCUCUGAUGGCCCCCACCCCUUGACGUGCAGGCUCUGGCUAUGUGUGAUGCUGCUUCUGCCUCUUCUUCAGCUCUGCCAGGAUCAGGAGCUGUUUGGACCUUCUCUUCAGACACCAUCAGAGGAGGACCAGGUUCCUGAGGGCCUCUGGGGACAUUGGGGCCGGUGGGCCUCCUGCUCCCAGCCCUGUGGGGUGGGGGUGCAGCGCAGAAGCCGAACAUGUGAACUGCACCCUGGCCUAUCCCUUCCUCCCCGACCCCCAAGACAUCCAGAAGCCCUCCGGCCCCGGGGUCGGGAUCAGGGCUCCAGAUCCCAGACUCCCCGGGAUCCCCAGUCCCUGUACAGACCACCACCUCGGGGAAGGGGUGGCCCUCUUCAAGGCCCUGCUUCUCAACUGGGGAGAGAGAAGACCCAAGAGACUCAAGGGGCCCAGAGGUCCCGGGUUCGAGACCCUAUCAAGCCAGGGAUGUUUGGUUAUGGGAGAGUGCCCUUUGCCUUGCCGCUGCACCGGAGCCGCAGGCACCCCCGCAGACCCAGACUGGAGCAACCGAAGAACUCUACAGGGGAAGGGUCCCUUCCAUCCCAGCCUCUAAGCACAGAAGCGGCCCCUGCAGACCGCAGCCCUCAAACGCAGCUUCCCGAACUGCAUGCCCAUCCCGGCUCCCCACAAGCUGAAACUCCAAAGUCUGGAAGUACUCAGAUAGAGGUGCCCCCCAGAAGCGGUUCUGCUCCCUCUGACACGGGGAUCCCUUCACCCACGUCCUUCGUUGGAGACAGUAGGUCUUUCCAGGGAUCCCCUGGGCCACGGAUGCCAUCUUCCCAGGGUUGGAACAGUCCCCAGGGAGCAGAGCCACGCCCUCAUCCUUUCCCUUCUGUCCCCCGGAGUCGGAGUCGAGGCCAACAGAGCAGAGGGCCCUGGAGACCUCGAGGGAGUCCUCCCAGGUCCCCAGAAGGCUGGCUGCCUCUAACAAGAGACUUCAGCCCCCUCUGGAGCCUUUUUACUCCCGGUAGCCCUGUUCCAAAAUGCCCUGGGGAGAGCGAGCAGCUGAGAGCCUGCAGUCAAGAGCUUUGCCCCCCUGAGCAGCCAGACCCCAGAGCCCUGCAGUGUGCCGCCUUUGACUCCCAGGAAUUCAUGGGCCAGCUGUACCAGUGGGAGCCCUUCACUGAAGUUCAGGGUUCCCAGCGCUGUGAACUGAACUGUCGCCCCCGUGGCUUCCGCUUCUAUGUCCGUCACACCGAAAAGGUUCAGGAUGGGACCCUGUGUCAGCCUGGAUCCUUAGAUAUUUGUGUCGCGGGUCGCUGCCUGAGCCCCGGCUGUGAUGGGAUCCUUGGCUCUGGCAGGCGUCCAGAUGGUUGCGGAGUCUGCGGAGGUGAUGGCUCUACCUGUCGGCUUGUUUCGGGAAACCUCACUGACCGAGGGGGCCCCUUGGGCUAUCAGAAGAUCCUGUGGAUCCCUGUGGGAGCCACCCAUCUUCAGAUUUCCCAGUUCCGACCCAGUUCCAAUUACCUCGCACUUCGAGGGCCUGGGGGCCGCUCCAUUAUCAACGGAAACUGGGCUGUGGAUCCUCCAGGGUCCUACUCGGCCGUCGGGACUGUCUUCCAGUACAACCGUCCUCCUCGGGAGGAAGGCAAGGGGGAGAGUCUGUCAGCCGAAGGCCCCACCACCCAGCCCGUGGAUGUCUAUAUGAUCUUUCAAGAGGACAACCCAGGUGUUUCUUAUCAGUAUGUCAUUGCCUCCCCUCCUGCCCUGGAGAGCCCCUCCGCCAAGCCUCCAGCCCUUCAACUUCAGCCUGAGAUGUUGAGGGGAGAGCCCCUACUUGCUCCAGCUCCCCGCCCAGUUCGGGCACCAGGCACCCUCCAGCGUCAGGUGCGGAUUCCCCAAGUGCCUGCCCUGACUCAUGCCAGGACAUCCCUGGGGUCCACCGGAUACUGGAAGCAAGUGGGACAUUCCGAAUGUUCAGCAUCCUGUGGCAAAGGUGUUUGGCGCCCCAUUUUCCUCUGCAUUUCCCGUGAGUCAGGAGAGGAGUUGGAAGAACAGAGCUGUGCCACGGGUGCCAGACCCCCAGCUUCCCCUGAACCCUGCCAUGGACCCCCGUGUCCCCCAUACUGGGAGGCUGGGGAGUGGACGUCCUGCAGCCGGUCCUGCGGCCCUGGCACCCAGCACCGCCAGCUGCUCUGCAGACAAGAAUUUGGAGGCGGUGGCUCCUCUGUGCCUCCAGAGCGUUGUGGGCAUCUCCCCCGGCCCAACAUCACCCAGCCUUGUCAGCUGCACCUCUGCGGCCACUGGGAGAUUAGCUCCCCCUGGAGCCAGUGCUCAGUGCGUUGUGGCCGUGGUCAGAGGAGCCGGCAAGUCCGGUGCGUGGGAAGCAACGGUGACGAAGUGAGCAAGCAGGAGUGUGCUUCCGGGCCUCCCCCACCGCCCAGCAGGGAGGCCUGCGACAUGGGACCCUGUACCACAGCCUGGUUUCACAGCGACUGGAGUUCCAAGUGCUCAGCCGAGUGCGGGACAGGAAUCCAGAGGCGCUCUGUGGUCUGCCUUAGGAGUGGGGAAACCCUCCAGGGGGACCAGGAAGCAGGAGCAGGAAGCACUGAGCAGGGCUGCCCUCUCAGAAGCCGCCCUCCUGACAUGCGUGCCUGCAGCUUAGGGCCCUGUGAGAGGACGUGGCGCUGGUACACAGGGCCCUGGAGUGAGUGUUCCUCGGAGUGUGGAUCUGGCACGCAGCACAGAGACAUCAUCUGCGUGUCUAAACUGGGAGCCGAGUUCAAUGUGACUUCUCCCAGCGACUGUUCCCACCUACCCAGGCCCCCUGCGCUGCAGCCCUGUCAGGGGCAGGCCUGUGAGGACCGAUGGUUUUCGACUCUCUGGAGUCCGUGCUCUCGCUCCUGCGAGGGAGGCACGCAGACACGAGAAGUCCAGUGCCUGAGUGCCAACCACACUCUGAGCGCCCGAUGCCCUCUUCAACUGCGACCUUCCCGAAAGCGGGCCUGUAACAGCCAGCCCUGCCACCAGCGCCCGGAUGACCAAUGCAAGGACAACUCUCCACACUGCCCCCUGGUGGUGCAGGCCCGGCUCUGCGUCUACCCCUACUACACAGCUACCUGCUGCCGCUCGUGCGCCCACGUCCUGGAGCGGUCCCAGCUGGAGCCUGCUUGAAAUGGGUCCAAGAGAUCCUUCUCUUCACGGUUUUCUUACGCUAGCACUGGGCACCCUCUGGCUUCUCACCUGGUCUCAGUGUCACCAGAGAUGUCUGCCCUCCGCUGUGAGAGGAUAAGGGGACUGUUCACCUGUUGUUGGGUUUGCUCUAUAGCAUGACGCCCUGAGAUGUGAACCUGGCCUACCUGGCUGUCUGCCCCUGCGUAUGUGCCACUUCCCCAAAAGCAGACUGGGGAAGAGUGGGAAGUGGGCGACGCUUGUUUCCUGGAUGCUUUCUGGGCUGAGGAGGAGCAGGGUGACCUCCCCACACUAGUCUGAGCUACUUAAAGUGUGCCCCCCACAAGUUCCAGUGUGUGUCUCAAUCCUGAUUCCCAGAUCAGGUCUCACACCUAAGCUACCCUGCUGCCCUCCCCCACACUUAUCUAGCCUCUGUAUCCCUACCUCCCCAUCAGCUAGGGGACCCUUGCUACCCUUCCUUGUCCAGGAAGGACCAGGCCUCUCCAGAGCAGGGACCAGUUGUGAAGAGGAUGAAAAAGAGCUGUCAGUAGAAGACACCCUAGCCCCGCCCCCACUCCACACCGAAAGUGAUGCCCAUCCCAGAACUAAUUUAUUUUUUAUUAAAGUUGAUUGUGACAAUGAC
Messenger RNA from Chionomys nivalis (European snow vole), 5031 nucleotides. It is a transcript of the gene Adamtsl4, whose product is annotated as ADAMTS like 4. Gene Ontology annotation, biological process: extracellular matrix organization. Gene Ontology annotation, cellular component: extracellular matrix. The transcript is spliced from 20 exons. The record is from RefSeq and is a predicted model, not a curated record. Lineage: Eukaryota; Metazoa; Chordata; Mammalia; Rodentia; Cricetidae. Gene Ontology annotation, molecular function: metalloendopeptidase activity. The coding region runs from base 1191 to 4391 and encodes 1066 amino acids.